This is a messenger RNA of Nematostella vectensis (starlet sea anemone), 2004 nucleotides long. RefSeq names its product excitatory amino acid transporter. The coding region runs from base 87 to 1685 and encodes 532 amino acids. The record is from RefSeq and is a predicted model, not a curated record. The transcript is spliced from 7 exons. NCBI's taxonomy places the organism in Eukaryota, Metazoa, Cnidaria, Anthozoa, Actiniaria, Edwardsiidae. Gene Ontology annotation, cellular component: plasma membrane. Gene Ontology annotation, molecular function: neutral L-amino acid transmembrane transporter activity; L-glutamate transmembrane transporter activity; glutamate:sodium symporter activity. Gene Ontology annotation, biological process: L-glutamate transmembrane transport.
AUGUAGACCUGGGGUUUAACGCACCCGAGUGAUUUAUCUUGCUGCUUGCAGGGUUCGCACGCUAAUCCCUCUCUCGCUCUCUCGCUAUGGCGUGUUGCAAAAGGCUACCCCAAGGUGGCAUAGUUUGUCGAUGUCUGCGUGCAUUUUAUCGCUUGUUAAGCAGCGACUUGAUGCUUACUCUAAUUCUGUUCGGCGUCGUUGUGGGGUUCGUCGUUGGUGCUAUCAUCAAUGGACCUAUCAACCGUGUCACGGAUAUCGAGAAGCAGACUACUAUUAUCAUGUUGGUGGGUUUUCCUGGCGAACUCUUCAUGAACAUGUUGAAGCUGCUUAUUCUCCCGUUAAUCAUGGCGAGUUUGAUCUGCGCCGUGGCGUCUUUGGAUGCAAAGGCAACCGCUAAGAUCGGUCGUAGGACCGUUAUCUAUUAUCUGAGUACGACCUUUCUAGCGGUUAUACUAGGGAUUGUACUUGUGACUAGUAUGAGGCCUGGCGCUGGUGGCAAGCCGAAUACCACCAUGCAGAAGGAUAUUCCCAAGUUCCGCAACGUGGACUCCUUCCUUGACUUGAUCAGACAAGUUUUCCCACCAAACAUCGCAGAGGCUACGUUCAAUCAAAGACAGACGGUUUACAUAAAAAUGCCUGCGGAAUAUCUUGUCUACAACACAACAGUGGAUGUAAGCAGCCUAAACCCAAACGAGACAAUAAAGAUCUUCAGCAAUGGCACUCAUAACUUGACCACCAUACGGCAAUUGGUCCAUCGGGCAUACGACCAAAUCCCCGGUGGGACGUUCCCCACCCCCGGUAGCUCCAUGAACGUCCUGGGCCUGGUGAUGUUCUCUAUCGUACUGGGGGCCAUGCUCAGUAAGAUGGGAGAUAAGGGACUUCCUCUCAAGUGCUUCUUCCAGGCUCUGAAUGACGUAGUGAUGCGAAUGGUCACGCUGGUCAUGUGGUACUCCCCUGUCGGCAUAUGCAGUCUAAUCGCGUCCAAGGUGGCAGGAAUGGGAGACAUCGCGCUAUCGCUCAAGCUACUCGGCAUGUUCAUGUUGACGUCAAUCCUGGGAAUCCUCCUUCACACGAUGAUCACUCUUCCCAUUAUCUAUUAUGUCAUGACCAAGAAGAACCCAUUCAAGUUCAUGAAGGGGAUGAGCGACGCCCUCGUCACGGUGUGGGGCACGGCAUCUAGCGCUGCUACGCUGCCGACCACCAUCCGCUGCGCGGAGGAGAACAAUGGAUUAGACUCGCGCAUAACAAGAUUCGUGCUACCGCUGGGCGCGACUGUGAACAUGGACGGCACAGCUCUGUACGAGGGAGUGGGGGCCAUCUGGAUAGCGCAGAUCAACAACAUACCGCUGACAGCAGGACAGAUUGUUACCACGAGCCUUACAGCUACAGCUGCUGCUAUUGGUGCGGCUGCAGUACCGUCCGCUGGCCUCAUCACCAUGGUGAUUGUCUGUCAAGCUAUCAAUGUUCCACCGGACGAUAUCGGACUUAUCUUUGCCGUCGACUGGUUUAUUGAUCGCUUCCGAGGGCUCCCAAACAUCAUGGGGGACUCAUACGGAGCGGGUAUCGUGCAGCACUUGUCCAAGGAGGAGCUCGCAGAGCCACACACACUGAACGACGCCGAGGAGGGGUUACCCCUUAACGAGAACAAUACCGAGACUGUAGCCAGCGGAGGGCACCCAGCUUAGUCCCUGUCCUUCUACUCGGGAUUCCUGUAGUUGGCCUUGAAGCAAGAGGGCUGGGGAGAGUCAUCUAAGAUUUAGAGAAUAAGGCUAUGUGACGUCACAUUAUUAAGCAAAGAAAACUCGAAACACCACAGGAAGCCCAAAACACCCCAGGAAACCCGUGAAGAAAACAAGGGGCUAGGCGUGAAACCGCGUUAAUACACACACCAGACAGUACUAAGAUGGACGCCGAGACUCAGAGACUUUGUAUCAGACUUGUGUGGCACUGCUGUUUUUGUUUAAUUUUGAAUACUGAAAUAAAAUCGUAUUUUCGGCAACAACA